This is a messenger RNA of Stomoxys calcitrans (stable fly), 2129 nucleotides long. Its product is annotated as glucose dehydrogenase [FAD, quinone]. Lineage: Eukaryota; Metazoa; Arthropoda; Insecta; Diptera; Muscidae. Gene Ontology annotation, molecular function: ecdysone oxidase activity; flavin adenine dinucleotide binding. The record is from RefSeq and is a predicted model, not a curated record. Bases 123 to 1994 code for a protein of 623 amino acids. The transcript has 2 exons.
AAUCAAUCUUGGCUCAAACACCAGCCCAGCCCAACCCAGCCGACUGUAAACAUGAUGAGGCUUUAUCUAAUCUCCACAGCAUUCGGUUUGAUCAGUUGUAGUUUGACUAGCCAACGUUCAAGAUGUCGGCAAUUGCAGCAGCAAUGGCCACAAUGGCCGCUCAGUGCCCCACAGCGAGUGUGGGAACUUUGAAUACCCUGGUGACAAUGCUGGUUGAAACCAUUCUAACAGCCCAAUGCAAUUUGGAAAGCAAGGAUAUGCUUGUAGAGGAUUACGCCGAUGAGGCUUUGGCCAAGGGUCUGGAGACUUUUGAUUUUGUUAUAAUUGGUGCAGGAACAGCGGGUUCGGUUUUGGCAAGUCGUCUAAGUGAAAAUUCGGAUUGGAAGGUGUUGGUGUUGGAGGCUGGCGGUGAUCCUCCACAGGAAUCAGAGAUUCCCGGUUUCUUCUACAAUCUUCAACAUUCCCCCUAUACCUACAACUAUUAUGUGGAACCUGGUCACCGCUCCUGCAAGGCCUUUGGCAAUGGCACCUGCUAUUGGCCCCGUGGCAAAGGCAUAGGCGGUUCCGGCAUGGUCAAUGGCCUUAUGCAUGUCACCGGCACUCGUGGCGAUUAUGACAAUUGGCUGGCCUUAAAUAUCACCGGCUGGGGUUUCAAUGAUUUAUGGCCGUAUUUUGAGAAAGCUACUACACCCCAAGGCAAUGACACCUAUCCCAAGGGUUAUGUGCCCGUCGAUGGCAUCUUUCCCUUUUCUCAGGAAAACACUCUGAUGAUCUUUCAAGCGGCCCAUGAAAUGAAAAAAUCCAUAUUAGGCAGCUUUGAAUUCGACAACAUGCUGGGCUAUUCUCGCAUGCAGGGUACUGUGGAAAAUGGUCAUCGCAUGAGUUCGGGAAAGGGCCACUUGGCUCGGGUGGCUCAGCGUAAAAAUCUGAAGGUUAUUAAAAAUGCCCAAGUGACAAAGCUAAAUUUUGAUGAGAGUGGCAAGCGAGUGACUUCAGUGGAUUUUGAAUUAAGGCAACAUCAUAAUCUCAGUGUUAAAGUGGGCCGUGAGGCCAUAGUGUCGGCAGGUGCCAUAGAUACACCAAAAAUUCUAAUGCUUUCGGGGCUGGGGCCUGCCGAAGUGUUAAAACCUUUAAACAUUUCCCAGCUACGCGAUUUACCUGUAGGCCAAAAUCUACAGGACCAUGCUGUGGCGGUAUUCUUUGCCAAAUUUGAGGCUGAACCUGUGCACCAAAUGGAAGCCUUCGAAGACCUUUACCAAUAUAUGCUCUUCAGUACAGGUCGUUGGUCUAGCAUUGGGGAUAUGGGCACUGCAGGUUUCAUACAACUGGAUCCAGCAUCUCGCGAUGACUCCCAACCGGAUCUUCAGAUAAUCCAUAAUGUUUUUCGCCGAGGCGAUGCCAACACCCUCAAUACAUUCCUGAGUGGCCUUGACCUCAGGGAUGAUCUCAAAAAGUAUUUGCUCAUAACCCUAGAGGACCAUUCGAUUUUUAUGGGCUUCAUAUUGCUGGCCCAUCCUAAAUCGAGGGGCUCUAUUACAAUAAAAUCCCAAAGCCAUCUAGAUGAUCCCAUUAUAAAUGCCAACUAUUUUAAUCAGACCGAGGAUAGUGAAAAGCUUAUCCAGGGCCUGCAGUAUAUGGAGAAAUUUGUCAAUACCAAAAGUUUUCAAAGAAUAGGAGCAAGUGUGGUGCAAUUACCCAUAAAAGAAUGCAAGCAGUAUGAGUUCAAGAGCAAACCCUAUUGGCAGUGCUAUUUGAGAUUCCUUAGCACCACUUGUUAUCAUCCCGUGGGUACUUGCAAAAUGGGAGCCUCCGAAGACAUCACUGCUGUAGUAGACCCCAGACUUAUGGUUAAAGAGAUGGAGAAUUUGCGAGUAGUGGAUGCCUCCAUAAUGCCCUUGAUAACCAGUGGCAAUACCAAUGCUCCCACCUUGGCCAUAGCCGAGAAGGCCGCAGACCUAAUCAAAGAGGAUUGGUUAAAUAAAAAUGCUCCUUGAGGUAUAUGAAGCCUGGCUCUAAGAAAAUAGACGAAUUUAAUUCCGCAUAAGGAGGUUUUCCUGCUCCGUGAUCACUAACCUUGCAAAUUGGUUGUUUAGGUAUUUAUUAUGAUUAGAAUUUAUGUUAAUUUUAAG